GUGACAGAAGCAGUCACCGAUGUCACAGCCGGCACCCCCCAAAACGUCAAAUCCUCCCUCAGUUGUCAAACAAACCCCAAAAAAUGGAUGCUGCAAAGGCGACCUUACUCCCAGACAACGUUUUAGAAGUAAUAUUCUCGUUUUUGUCGUUGCACGAUCUCAGAAACUGUUCGUUAGUGUGCAAACGAUGGUACGACUUCUUGAACGACGAGAAUAACGACGUAUGGAGACUCCACUGUAUCAGGAAACUUGCUGAGGAGGCACUGAAGUCCGACCUGCUAUCUUCAGUGCCCACGUACAAAGCAAAGUUACGGGCCUUCUACCAUGCCUGGAAUCCUAAUGACUGCUCUAGGAACAUCUACAUAAAGCCCAAUGGGUUCACAUUGCACAGGAAUCCUGUGGCACAGAGUACUGAUGCUGCUAGGGGAAAGAUAGGGUUUCGGCAUGGAAGACAUGCAUGGGAGGUGAUCUGGGAGGGCCCAUUGGGCACAGUGGCAGUAAUAGGCAUUGCCACAAAGGAUGCGCCUUUGCAGUGUCAUGGGUAUGUUGCAUUGCUAGGUUCUGAUGAUCAAAGCUGGGGCUGGAACCUGGUUGACAACCAUUUGUUGCAUAAUGGAGAUGCACAGGGGAACUAUCCAUUACUGAAUAAUGCUCCAAAAUAUCAGGUAGGAGAAAGGAUAAGAGUUAUUCUAGAUUGUGAUGAUAACACCUUGUCCUUUGAGAAGAACUAUGAGUUUUUAGGAGUUGCAUUUAGAGGACUACCAGACAAGAAACUAUAUCCAACAGUUUCGGCUGUAUAUGGUAAUACAGAGGUAUCGAUGGUAUAUUUGGGCCCACCUUUAGAUGGCUAACAGAACCUAAUACUGUUAGCCUAAAAUGAAUAUGGAGAGAGAAACACAUGUCUGCCUCUAAGAUGGUUAGUCAAUAGAGAUGGUCAUUUGAGGAAAUUGAUCAUUAUGGGUGAUCAGAAAAGAUCUGGUUUAUGAUUAUAUUCCUAGCAGAUGCAUGUAUUCAUGGUUUUUUGAACAAUUAGACAAAACACAUUUUUUCAGUUUGCAUAAACAAUCAUAAACACGUGUAUUUGAUAGUCGGAGACUAUACAAGAAAUCCUGAAAUUACUGUACAUAGCACUGUGAGAAGAAUUUAUUUUAAUGAGAUUUGUUUUUUUUAUACACUACCUAGGAACUUUUUAUUGUGAAAUUCAACUUUGGCUAAGCAUGCACAUAUUUCUUUCCUAAACCGCUAUAGCUCCUGUUUUUGGACUGCAGAUUAUAGAGAUGAUGAAAAAAGGGAAAAGUGAUAUUUGCCAGGUUUUUCUGAAUUGAGGUUUGUUUUGCCACAUUCUUGCGAGUUACGUACUUACCGAACAAGUAUCGUUAUUAUUUUGUAGACAUUUACUGGAAAUGCAGUAGUUACCAAUAAUUGGCCUAGAAUUCAAUACAUUUUAUUAUAUUCUAUCGAAAAUUUCUUUGAAUUGUUUGAAAAAUCUAAAUUUUUUUAUAGAUCGGCAUCUAUUUAGACAGUUGACAUGUGGUCGACAGUUGACAUGCGUUUGACAUCAGUUUCGUCCAAUAUUGCAGCGACGUUGCCACAUCUAAUUAAUCUCGUGAAAUUCAGGGUAGACUGCUCUAUAAUCAAAUCCAAGCGAAUAACCAAAAUUUCUGUAUUAUGUACCGCGGUUAUAAUAUGGUUCAAGAUGACACAUGGGAUGAUGACGUCAGUUCGUCGAAUCGCUUGAACGCGUUGGUUUUAACCGCGGUUUGUUGCAAGUUGUUUAUUUUAGAAUAGCGCGUAUAUCAUUUCUGAUUAUGUUUAUUAUCACUAAGGUCCGUAUCGUCAGUCGUCCCUACAAUUGUAGGGCGCGUUUAUGGCCUCCUUGAUUGUCAUACUCCUUUCUCUCUUUCAGAAUUUUCUAGUUUACUCUUGUCCCGUGUCAGCGUCAGCGCUCUCCUAUUGUGAAGAUAUGUUUUCUUUUUAAAUUGUAGGAAAUUUAAGGCUGAUAAAACAUGAUAUAACUCAAAAGCAAGCACAAUUUGACGCAAAUAGAUGUUUGUGACAUAACCUCAAAAUAGAGUUCUGACACGGAGAAGUAGAAAACUAUGAAAAUCAAGGAGGCCAUAAAGGCGCCCUACAAUUGUAGGGACGACUGACGAUACGGGCCUUAAUAAUCGGUGCUUUUUCGUCUACAACUAGAACUAGAUUUAAAGUGUCCGCAACAACAGUAUGAUUAUAAAUAAUAAGGUGCUCUCUUAUGCUAAAACUGAAGUCGGCCUGUAUCAAGUUUCCCAAAAAUGAAGCUGAAGUACAAUAAAAAUAUCCAAUACCCGGCAAAAUUCUAACUUUUCACAUGUUAAAUAAUAACCAGAAAUAUAAAACUACUCCUGAGUUGGGUAAAUACCACAACUUUGCGGUGAUAACUAUGACAUAUAACAGCUGAUUCAUGACGUCGCGGAUCUUAUAACUAAACUGAUAACCACAGUCGCUUGAACGGAUCGGUAAAUACCAAUUCAAAUGGUAAAUACCAUUUUCAUUUGGUUAGCCGCUUGAAUUUGAUUUAUAGUUACGAAUCAUAAAAAAUGGCAUCUUCGGUGAGUGACAAUGGGAAAGAAAAAGCGUGAGCUAUAACCAAAGUGGAAUUAAUGAGGUUUUGUAAUACAUUGAACAAACCUACCUUAUUCGUUUCUAAAAUCGACAGAGCUCGACAAUGAUCAGUUUCUGCCGUCUCUAUUCCAUUGGUAGGUCUGGUUUGCCCAUGUGAUAUAAUAUCCUUUUGAUAGUCUGUAAUCUUUUGGAUAUACUGGUGUUGUUGUGAAAUCAUGGUUGUAGCAACAGCUGGGGAAAGUUUUGAUUCAAGGCUUUGAUUGGAGUAGAUUGCAAAAUUAUUAGUUGAAUAUAUUAAUAGUUCAAGACUAAAUUCGUAUUUAAAAAUCUUGACUGAUUUUUCGUUUAAUGUUUUUUUGACGAAUAAAUUUAGGUAAAACCUAGUAGGAUGGCAACGUCGACAACCAGCAUCCCCGCGAGGUACCGUGACUGGUGUUGUUGGCGGUAGUUCAAAUGACCGGUAGAGCUAAAUAUUGAAAAUGAGGCUAGUUCGCCACCCUAGUUUGACAGAAUUUCUGCUAUGCCAGAGUGCGUAGUUACAAAGGUAAAAGUAAGUAAAAAGAGGAUCACAAAUCUGAAUUUGAAACCUGAAUACUAGCAAUGGAAGCUGAGAAGCUUAUAGAAGAUAUUUCUGAUGAUGAACAAAUAGAAGCUAUCGAUGAAGUGGAUGGCGAAAAUGAAGUUGCAUUUGAUGAAGAAGAGAUGUUCGAACAAAUGAGAGACACGGUUUCCUGUUUACAGGAUCAGUUGAACCGCUUCCGGAGAGUGUUCAAUGUUGUGCGACUAUCAGUAAUUCCUUUGGAGGAUUUUCGAAAGUUUUUACCCAGUUACCUUACACUUUUGCGUUUGGCACAAGAAAUAGAACUAGUUCACUGUGCUGUUCUGGAUCUCAAAGAAGAACUUGCUGAAUUGGAAGAGAAAUAUUAUGAAUGAAAUCAAUGUUGCAUCAUAGUUAAGUUUCAAUAAAGGGUUUUUUCAAUGGCUGCAUCUGGUCUACUAUAAUUUCAUGUUGUAUCAUACGUAAGUGUCAAUAAAGGAAUAUUUUCAAUGAGUGCAACUGGUGUACUCCAAUCAAAGUCUCUCGGAUGAAGAGGUCUAUUGACUUUACAAGGUUAUGCGAAAUUAUAUACAAUUUAUGGAAUAGUCCAUAUCCAUAUAUAAUCCUUAUUCCCAUAAACUUCCUACAGGUAUGAUUUGUAUUAUUUUGGAUAUGGCAUGUUUACUGCAUUUUCAGUUUACUGAUUUAAUACAGUAUUAGACAUUAUUUUUUUAAUGCAGUGCCAAUUUUUUUAUUUUUCACACUUCAGAUCAAAUAUCCUUCCAUCAGAACUUAAAAUUAUAUAUAGUAUAUUUAUAGUAAAGUUAAAGCACUUGAUGUAUGUAUAGAAAGCAAAAUCACCAUACUGAGGUAAGUUCAAUUUGAUUUUACCUCAUUUUUUUUUUAAUUCAGUUAUUCAAACUGUCCAGUUUAUUAAAAAAAAUCAUAUGCUGCCAGAUAUUUAUUUAUUUUCUGAAAGACAAAAUGCCUGCAUACCUGCUAAGGAAAAAGUUCGAUAUAACAAAUUUAGGGCUAAUGGCAUUGAUUCUCUGUGUAUACAAAGAAGGCAUUGCAUGGAAAAUGUUAUACUAGAUUCUAUAACUGCUGUAUAAAGCAUUUCUUACAAGAAAGUUAGAGGGCUUUAUAACAGGAUACCUGUUUAAAGCGUCUGGCAGAUCUUUUGGUCAGCAGGAAGUGUCUGGCAGUGCUGAAUAUUGCUUUAAAAUAAUUCAUUCAUAAUUCAAGACAGUAUUGUUUUUACUUAACCUUUCACACCUGAUAGCAAAAACUCGGCCAACAUAGCAAGUACACAGGCGUUGAAUGUAAAAUACAGGUUUAUUUUUCAGAAAAUAAGUAAUAUGUGGAAGCCUUGGUAUCUUACUCUAUAAAAGAAUAGUACAGAAAAUAAUUCUGUAAACCUUCGAAGUGAGGUACAAGCAUGAAAAAUCACCCCAUUUUCGUACAUCAAACAAAAAUUUCAAUCUGCACGUUAUUUAUUUUGAGUUAUGAAAGUGAUUAACUUGUGCUUAGUCUUUAUGAAUGUCCUAAAAUGUUUGCUCCGAUUGUUCUAUAGUUUUUAAUGUGAAAUUUUAGUCAAAAAAACCAAGUCAGAAAUGACAAAUAGAAAUGUUAAAGCCUAAUAAAUUGGUCACAUUGAUUACAUAAAAAUACUUCCUCAGCAUUGUACCCCUGAGUUACGACUGAAAUCAAAUUAGUUUGACCAUUAUGAUAUGUGCAAUUAUUGCUGUAGUAUUAUUCUAGAAUUAAGUUUUACCGUGACCUCUAUUAUUUUCAAGAUGCAACAUGGAUAUCUAAAAAUUGAGAAGGCAACAGAAUCCCGUUUUUUCGAUUCGUUUUACGCACCUUAUUAAUUUACUAUAUGUAAGGUGCAUCUGUGUAAGUUAAACUAAACUUAUAUGAUAUUUUGAAUGGAAUUAAUCUCAAAACCUAUAGAAAUGCGAUAUUUAUAAACAUUGAUGAACGUUUAAAAGAUUUUUUCGUCAGUGUUAAUGAAAAUUUGUCACUUUUGGAAGCAAGACGCGUUGGUCAUUCCAUAUAGAGCAGUAUAGUUUCUAACAAUCAUUAUCACUGCAUAUAGGUCUCUUCAAGGUUUUUGGCAGGUCACAGUGGAGGGUGCGUCUUGGGAAUCUGAACCCCCUUCGACAUAUCCGGAUAAAAAAGUUUGGAACGUUGUUUUUCAAUUUGCACGCGACCCACUUCGCCGCAAGACGGGCAUCUUUCUGGUCAUAAAUCCUGAGUCAUCGCCCCCUCCCCAACCCCCCAAGAAUGUUUAAAUUCAUAAGAUUCUCCCAAAAUAAAAAUACAACUACAGGAAUUACUUUCAUGCAUGUUUUUUUUUCUUUAUGGGCCUCAGAAUCUGGGAGUUAGGGUGCCGCACAUCUCCACAAUUCAGAUCUAGCUAGAAGCAAAAAAACAGACACGUCACUAGUUUCUUGAGAAACAGGUACCCUAUUAGGUAAAUUUUGCUGUAUGCCUGAGGUAGAUGGGAUGUAUGAAAGUAAUACAUGUAGUUUUACUGUAACCCGCCAAAACCGGUAAAAGUCCUAUAUCUUGAAAUUUGUUAAAGUGGAUGUAUCAAAAAAUGGUUUUAUACGUAGAUUGGCUUUAGUUGCAACAUUUUGCCUUUUUUGUACCAUUGUUGCCUUAGGUGUUAUAAGUGUAUUUUUGUUCUGUGAUAUUUUUUUGUACAAACUUUAUUUUUGGCAUUCGUUGCUUUUUAUGAUAAUCAUUUUGCUAGUCUAAUUCUUAAACCAACCGCCAGGUUCGGUUUGAUGAUCUUUUAAAUACAAUUGUAAUUAUAGGGAUAAGAAAAAAUCGUGAAACCUUUGAGUUAAAUCCUGCUACAUACAGAUAGUUGAUUCCAAUUUUACAAUUUCCUACAAUAAAAUUAUAUACUUUUUAAGACAACUUAGUCCUUUUGUACAAAGUAAAUGGAUAAGCAAUUAUUGAAAAGUCAAAGUUCUAGUUUUAUAGAACUAUUUUGAGUAGUAUAUAUGUUGAAGAAUGAAUUCGCAGUUGUAGAAGUACCUAUAUUUUUAAAAUUUUGCACCUUGUUGGAAUAGUUACGUAAUUUUUUAUAUAAUCGUGCAAAAUUUGAUAAGGUGCAUCUAAAAAGGUGUAUUUAUGUGAACAUAGUGAUACAAUAAAAAUGUACCAACCUUUAAA
Acanthoscelides obtectus is the source of this 6325-nucleotide messenger RNA. The record is from the annotation of a GenBank genome assembly. Lineage: Eukaryota; Metazoa; Arthropoda; Insecta; Coleoptera; Chrysomelidae.